UCCGGAGCGGCUGAAAGACGGAAGUGGAGGCCGGAGCCUGGGACACCGCCGGGGGGGGAGAGAAGCAGAGCCCGUCCGAGCCCCGGCCCCAAGUAACGCCGCCGCCCCGGAGCCGCCUUGGAGGUCCCCCUCCCCACUAAGUGCCUCUCUGCAUAGCACCGGUCCCCACCCGCACACUCUCUGGACCACUACAGCUGGACGGGCAAUGGCGGGUCGGGGAGGCGCAGCACGACCCAAUGGACCAGCCGCUGGGAACAAGAUCUGUCAGUUUAAACUGGUUCUGCUGGGGGAGUCUGCGGUGGGCAAAUCCAGCCUCGUCCUCCGCUUUGUCAAGGGACAGUUUCACGAGUACCAGGAGAGCACAAUCGGAGCGGCCUUCCUCACACAGACUGUCUGCCUGGAUGACACAACAGUCAAGUUUGAGAUCUGGGACACAGCUGGACAGGAGCGGUAUCACAGCCUGGCCCCCAUGUACUAUCGGGGGGCUCAGGCUGCCAUCGUGGUCUAUGACAUCACCAACACAGAUACAUUUGCACGGGCCAAGAACUGGGUGAAGGAGCUACAGAGGCAGGCCAGCCCCAACAUCGUCAUUGCACUCGCGGGUAACAAGGCAGACCUGGCCAGCAAGAGAGCCGUGGAAUUCCAGGAAGCACAAGCCUAUGCAGAUGACAACAGUUUGCUGUUCAUGGAGACAUCAGCAAAGACUGCAAUGAACGUGAACGAAAUCUUCAUGGCAAUAGCUAAGAAGCUUCCCAAGAACGAGCCCCAGAAUGCAACUGGUGCUCCAGGCCGAAACCGAGGUGUGGACCUCCAGGAGAACAACCCAGCCAGCCGGAGCCAGUGCUGCAGCAACUGAGCCCCCCUUGCCUGCCCGCUGCCCCCACCUCCUCCACCUGAACGACCCGACUGGAAUCCACUCUAACCAAUCGCACUUAACGACUGGGGCCACCACUUGGGGGGCAGGGGGAGGGGUCCACCAUGAUUUCUCCAUAUAAUUUUGAUCAUAGGCCAGAGUGAGUUAUUCCACCUGCACCUUUCUGUACAAAUACUAAUUCAAUUUUAAGUCUUAAGUCACUUUUUUAAUAUAUAUGAUCUUCUGCUCUUCCCACUUCCUCCCCUUUCUACUGCUCUCCCAUUUUCCCUUGCUGGGAGUAGCCACAUGCUCUUGUCCCCCCACCCUUGUAUAUGGGGACAGUGGGGUCAGAGCAGCUACCCUUUCUUUCCCUCCUGCGGAACAGCAGACCCAGCAAGAGCAUCCACAUCCUCACCUUGUUCGGAGUGGUCUUGGGUUUGGGCGGGGGGGCCAGACCUUGGGAAGGGGCUUAGGAAGGGAGAGGCAGCUCUUCCUUCAGCUGGCUCUCAUCAGGCUGCAGUCCCCCUCCCCGCCCCCACCUCCCUGCUGGGAAACCACAGCAUUAUCACAGCAUUAUUGUGACAGCCACGAACCCAUUGCCCACAACCCUUCCACCCUUGGUCACCCCGACCUCUGGCUCUGAGCCCUGUUCUGACCAAAUCACGAUGAUGAGUAUUUGGGGGUGGG
Molecule: messenger RNA, 1540 nt
Organism: Macaca mulatta (Rhesus monkey)
Lineage: Eukaryota; Metazoa; Chordata; Mammalia; Primates; Cercopithecidae
Gene: RAB5C
Product: RAB5C, member RAS oncogene family
Molecular function (GO): GTP binding; GTPase activity
Source: RefSeq, marked provisional